AAACUCGGGAUCACUUUUUUGCUUGUUUUGCCUUCCGGUUAUUGUUCAAGUGUGACAACAACAAGAGACCAUAAGCAUCCACGAGGCAAAGACCAUUUGAACUGAAAGAAAUAUUAGUAAGAUCGGAAGAAAAUGGGAGCCUGUCAGAGCUCUCUCUGUCAAUUCAACGAGGAUGAAGUGCAGGAGAGUAUUCUCCGAGCUGCAUCAAGAAAGAACGAAUCACUUGAAUUUGACGGCUCGAAUCGAAAACACUUGAUCUUUGAUCUACUUUCUCCAUCGUACACAGAAGCGACAACUCCAGCGUCGACGCUGAUCUCUCCGUCUACCAACGGGCCCCUGAGUUUAUCUGUCAUUUCAUCCUGCACUUCGCAGACUUUGGUGGGUUCUGCAAGAAGUUUUGGCAAUGACGAGUCGAGCAAUCGGCAACCGUCCAAGUUUACCUUUGACACUCCUCAUCUGAACAAAACCAAUGAUCGUAGUAUACAAUCAAAGACUAACUUGGAAGAAGAUGAUGACGAGGAUCCAGUAAGUGACGAGGAACAAAAGGCAUUGGCGUCACCUCGAUCACACUUUUUUGGCAACCCGCCACUCUUGGCGCCGCCACCAGGUCAAGCAGACUUGCUGUGGCACAGUGCCAAGGCUCGAAACUCUGUCAAUGACCACAUGGUCCGAGACUUCAACAGGAUCAGGCGAAAAGCAUCAAUCGCAGAGCGCCAAGAGAAACAGCGCAAGAAGGACGCAAAGAUUGAAGAUCGGCUAGAGGACAUCAAGAGCUAUCGCAAUCUUUGGACACAGUUUAAGGAAAUGGAACAACUCCGUUCCGAACAUGUCGACGAGCAAGGUACAGACAAGUCACCCCAUGGUACCAACGUGGCACUUAACCAGGGCAAUCAAGUUGCUACGUCUUGCGAAAAAACCGCACGGAGCCCUGACGAGCCAAUGACAAACAACCAAUCUGCUGCUGGCAGGUUUUCCAACAAGUCCAAGAAGAACAGAACGCCACGUACGAAUGGCAAUGACACGGGCGAAAAGACAAAGUUCUGUUUGCUCUCUGAUGUAGGAAUGGAAGCACAAAAGGUUUUGCAGCAAGAACGACACGCCGCGAGAAAGCUCGCCCGAGAUCAGGAGAAGAAGAAAUCCACCGCAUCGUUGAAGGAGACCAAACCCAGCAUCUCAUACUUCCAACCAGUCGUAGAGAACAAUCUAUAUAACUGCAAUGGAAACACCAGCACUCCUCAGCUGUCUCCGCCAAAGCUGCAAAUCCUCACGCAGGAGACAAAACCGGGAAGAGAUUACGGUCCCAAGGUGCGCAAAGACGUGGACGCUCUUCUGACUGACAUGACUGACAUGGAAGUUACAGUUCGAGUCGAGAGCGGUGAGAAGAGGAAAGAUGAUGCGAGCUUUGUUUCACACGACGAUUUUGACUGUGAGUUCUCGGUUGCUGGUAGUCAUCGCUCACUGCUUUCACAGCAAAGAGACGACAUUUCAAUGUUGUCGUCUUGUUCUUCCCUCGGAGGACGUGAACUUCCCAGUCGUUGGCGAGCCAAAGCCACCAGUCGCGAAGACGUUAACCUGGGAUCUCAAAGCGGUCUAGAGGUCUCUUCACGACGAAAACAUCAAAAGAGCCAGUCGCAUGGCGUUGCGCAGCUUGUGGAGGAAACAAACGAGAAACCAGUCACCGCCGUCGACAACGAGAAUGAGCCAUCGCGCGUAUCGGUGAAGACUCGCAUUGCAAAAUUGGAGAAAGCAACAAUUCAACCCAAUGCCGAACCAGAAGAACCAAAGAAAAACCAAUUCACAGCAAAGCCUUGCGUCGUCGAUGAUGCCUCCAUCGAUGAUUCGGUUUCUAUCGAGGCAUCGUCUCCGAGCUUUAAAACGCAUUCAAGCCAACUUGUGGAUCACUGUAAUCACUACUCUGCUUUCGAUUCAAAUGACCUUGAACCAACAAAUCUAGAGGAAAUGUUUGAGAUAUCCUCCUCCGAUGCUUCAGCCGGAAAGGCCAGAGAAAGCAUCGCAGAGAAGAUUGUCCUUCGAAAUGCGUCGCACUGCCAGCGUCAACAGAAGGCAAUGCGAAAGCUUGGCUCGACCAGUCAGGUGGCUCUCAUGUCCACCGAUGAGUUUUUACGCAUGUCAACGAAAAUGUCUUCUCAUGCCUGGAUCAAUGUGCAGAAAGUUCCACAAAAGGAUGACUCGUAUCUCGUUGAGGAAUCUUCACCUGACGAAACCAGUAUCGUUGACCUGGAGAAUUCCUCCACGCCAAAUAUGAGUGCGAUUGAGAAUGAAUUGGGAGAGGUGCUGUCAAAAUUCAGACUAGACGAAAAAAUAGUUGAUUCGCACCAGAUGUUUCUUCGAGAUGGAGGGUUCGACUCGAGUGAGACCUCUUGUGACGACGACGCGGUUGGCAACCUCUACUGCGCUUGAUUGCACGGAGGCAAGUACCAGGUACAGCACUUUCGCAACGGCAUCUGCAAAUUGCUUCUUCAACGGUAGCCGCCUGGCCACCUGAUACUGAAGUAGACGAGGCUAGAUUGCACCCUCUUCAAUGGUGGAAACAGAUAUCCCAGCAGUACUAUAAAAGCAAUGAAAUGUACUAGACCAUGUUUUCACCAGC
Molecule: messenger RNA, 2611 nt
Organism: Seminavis robusta
Lineage: Eukaryota; Bacillariophyta; Bacillariophyceae; Naviculales; Naviculaceae
Source: the annotation of a GenBank genome assembly